AGUCGCGAAGGAUGUGCAAGAAGCGCAAGUGGUUUCGAGUUGACGAAGUCUCGCGCAGAUGGGCAAGCUCCCUUAAGAAAAACCACGGGGGCCUCUAGUCCUCCGAUAGGUGCCCUCCUUGUAAUGCAGCAGCACGCUCUGUUGGCCUUCCGACACUGGCGUAAACUCUUUCUUUGUGGUGCAAAGGCGUGCCACCGUGCUUGUGGUCGGAGAGCGUCGCGUGGGUGGAUGCGCGGGGUUAGGCGAUGCACUGUCGGGAUUGGAUUGGCAGAGGCAGGUCGUUUGAACCCAAUUCGGCGCCUAAAGGGAAGAGUUGGGAUUCGAAGUCUAUGGAAUGAGUGGGAGGCUGAUGAACCAGUGGCUUACCUUGCUCAGCUGUGCGUUGUGCUUGCAGGAUGUUUCCGAAAAGACUGCUCGCUUGAUUCGACGAAAUUGGGCUCAGUAGAAAUCAUGCGUGGUGCAAGAACCACUGCAGCAGGGGAAAGAACCGAGGCAGCGCGCUAAGAAACAAAAAAUACGGAUUAAUUAGGCACAGCAACCGAAAUCAUCCUAAUCCUAGGGCAUAGCUUGAAAGCUUGAAAGACAUUCCAAGAGACAGCAUCAUCAAAGAGACCGGGCCAUCAAGGUAAUACAGCUGCAAAUUAGCAAGGCAAUGGCCAAUGGAAACUGUACAUACGUACGAAGUACCUUACUCAUAUGACCACUCACGAAGGGGUCAAGAGAAUCAUUUCUCACUCAACUUCUGUCUACCAU
Messenger RNA from Canariomyces notabilis, 753 nucleotides. RefSeq lists its product as uncharacterized. The record is from RefSeq and is a predicted model, not a curated record. The transcript has a single exon. The coding region runs from base 124 to 504 and encodes 126 amino acids. Lineage: Eukaryota; Fungi; Ascomycota; Sordariomycetes; Sordariales; Chaetomiaceae.